AUGCAAAGACAAUUUAUAGUAAAGUAUACCAAAAUAGGUGAAGUUAAACAAAUGACAUCUAAAACAGAAAAAUCUAGACGACAGAAAACAAUGUUUUAUUACUUGACAAGACUCAGUAAACAUACAAUGGUCUGUAAAAAGUUCUUGGUAUCUCGGAGAGGACUGUUAGAACAGCACUGGAGAAAGUCCAAUGAUUGCGGUAUUGUUGCAUCAGAUAUGCGAGGAGGCAGACAAUCAGAAAACAUUAAAAAUAGAGACUCAGCUAUUCACACAGCCAUAGAAAAUCACGUUAACAGAUUUCCAAGGAUAGGAUCCCAUUAUUAUCGAGAAAAGAGUACACAAGAAUACCUUCAUUUCGAUCUCAGUAUUUCGAAAAUUUAUUCGUUAUUCUUAGAAGAACUGACUGCAAGCGAUGAAUUACCAAGCAUCACUACUUAUCGUACUAAGAACUUGUCCUUCCACAGGCCAAAGAAGGAUCAAUGCUCACUGUGUAUGACAUACAAAGAUCUUUAUGAGAAAUGCAAUUCAGAGAAAUUGAAAGUAAGAACAGUAAAGAACGAAUGCAAACUCAGAGCUGCUACUGACGAAGUGGUACCUUUGACCUGCAACAAGUUCUUUAUUUACCAAAAUAUAAUGACGUUAAGGUUUUCUACAAAACACGCCUAUCUAAUUUCAAUUUAA
Molecule: messenger RNA, 681 nt
Organism: Psylliodes chrysocephalus
Lineage: Eukaryota; Metazoa; Arthropoda; Insecta; Coleoptera; Chrysomelidae
Source: the annotation of a GenBank genome assembly